Molecule: messenger RNA, 1412 nt
Organism: Poeciliopsis prolifica (blackstripe livebearer)
Lineage: Eukaryota; Metazoa; Chordata; Actinopteri; Cyprinodontiformes; Poeciliidae
Gene: s100t
Product: S100 calcium binding protein T
Exons: 4
Coding region: 429-752 (107 amino acids)
Molecular function (GO): transition metal ion binding; calcium ion binding
Source: RefSeq, a predicted model, not a curated record
UUUGCAUAAUCUGUAAGGCAUAAAAAUAAAAACAUUCAAUCUAAGAAAUCUUCAUAAUAUUUUACUUUUUGAAUAGGUGAAAUAAGCACCUUUUUAAAUGAUAUUCUAAUUUUCUGAAAUGUAUAUAUUCAGUAUUUCACUGAAAAUGUCCAAGUAGCUCAGGAACAAGCGGCAGGUGGGUCUUUGAAGUAUGACAGGUGUCUGGUGCGUAAACAGAGAAGUCAGAGUGGAGAAGAUGCAAUGGGGCAACAGGUGGAAGGAGAGAGAGAGGUGGUUUGGGUGGAGUAAAUGGGUUGUAUUUAAGGCGCCGUCGUCCAGAGCCUCCCCAUCAGCCGCUACCGCCUCCUCCGUCUGCACCUCGCCAUCAAGCCAGAGCUUCAUCUUCAUUCAGGAAAACUGACAGGGAGGAAACAGGCCUCACCUCUAGAAUGUCUUUGCCCAACUCGGAGAACGCCUCCACCCUGGAGAAUGCCAUGCAGCUGAUGAUCCAGACCUUCCACAAAUAUUCUGGAAAUGAGGGGGAUAAAUACACGCUGAGCAGGGCCGAACUCAAAGAGCUGCUCACCACGGAGCUCGGCACCUACCUGGGGAAUGCCCAGGACAAAGAGGCUGUGGAUAAGGUCAUGAAAGACCUCGAUUCAAACAACGAUGGAGAGGUCGAUUUCACCGAGUUUGUCAUCUUGGUUGGAGCUCUAACUGUAGCCUGUAACGACUUCUUCCUGGAGUUCAAUGAUAAGGCAGAGAAGAAGUGAGCGGCUCUUACAAAUCUGCUCUUGCAAACACAAAACCCCUACGCUCCUGCGGGGAAAUGGCAACAGACAUCUUGUCACGAAGCUGAAGUGCAAAAACACCCCAAAAACACACUGACCUGAGCUGUAAUAGUUGCUUGUUUGUUUAUUUUAUUCUUUUUUCCUCAUUGUGACUGUAAACGGGAUUAUUUUUUCUCAUUUCAUUUCUUGCGGUCCUUUUUCUUGAAUUACUUUUUGAUACAGCUCCAAGCUAAAUGUUUCUUCCCCUGGAAAUAAACAUUAAUUUAAACCGUGCAUUCUCGGCUCUGUUGUAUUGCAGCACGAAAUAAAAAGGAGAGCAAAUGCAAAUGGACAGCAGGGGGCAGCAUUACUCCCUGGUUUAUCAAAAAAGCAACAGUUUAAAUAUGUUUAUAUACAGAUUUAAGUCAAAUUCCUGUUGUCAUACAAGAAUGUGUGUAGAUCCAAUUGCAGUAAUCAUCAUUGAUGCAUUUUACUCUGUAAUUAUAUAUUUUAACUUUUAUUUUUAUUUUAAUCUUUGCGUUUGAAAUCAUUUUAGAACUGAGAUUUUGAAAACGCUAAUGCAGUACCAACAAAGUGUACAUUAUUAUUAUUAUGAGCAGUCACCUGCUGUGAUUUGAGGGUUGAUUAAAAUAGUUAAAGGCU